GCGAUCAGUGUUAGAUGGAGUAUCUGAGGAAGGGAUCGCUAGAGAGAUUAAAGAAAAGAAGAGAAAGGAGCCGCAACGACUGACAAAAAAGAGGAAAGCGGAGAUGGACAUAGGCGAUGAGAAUCUAACUAAGCCGGAGAAAAUGCGAGUGUUGGAAGUCCUUAAGUCCUGCGACAAAGCUAUAGCAUUCAGUGAUGCGGAGAGAGGAAGGAUUGAUCAUAGGUAUGCUAAGCCUGCAAGGAUUUACACGAUUCCGCAUACACCAUGGAAUGACGCAGGGUGGAAGUUUGCUCAGAAAGAGAAAGAAGAGGUGAUCUCCUUUCUCAAAGAGAAGAUGGCAUCACACGUAGCUGAACCAUGUGAUAGCACGUAUGCGAAUAAAUGGUUCUUCUUAAGGAAGCGUAAUGGAAAGAUUCGGUGGAUUCAAGACCUUCAGAAGGUCAAUGCGGUGACAAUUCGAGAUGUAGGCUGCGUACCGCAUGCUGAUCUAUUAGCAGAAGGAGCGGCAGGCAGAUCCAUUUAUUCUGUCUGCGAUGUAUUUUCAGGAUAUGACGAGAUACCACUAGAUCCGAGAGAUAGGCAUCUCACAACCAUGCACACACCGCUCGGAUUAGUGCAUAUGAUGGUCGUUCCGAUGGGAUGGACCAAUGGGGUAGCUGUCUUUCGGAGAGCCAUCGUAGCGGUUCAGAAAGACUUUAUCCCUGAUAAAGUAAAAGUUUUCCUGGACGACUUUCCGAUAAAAGGACCGGUGUUAAAAGAUGAGACGGAAGUCGCUCCUGGUGUCAAGAGGUUCGUAGAGCAACACCUGACGGACAUUUACGCAGUUMUGGAAAAGCUAGAURAAGCUAACCUAACRGUUAGCGGGACAAAGAGYCGAUGGGCCRUGUUGACGAUUAAGAUCCUARGGUUUAUAUGCGACGCUAAAGGCCGACACCCCGACCYUGGGAAGCUGGAGAAGUUGUUGAAUUGRCCGACUCCUUUGCACAGUGCAACUGAAGUUCGCCAGUUUUUAGGCGUUGUUGGUUAUUGGCGGAUCUUUAUACGGGGAUAUGCGGAAAAGGCAGAGCCUCUACGCACACUUCUUAGGAAGACCGAGAGGUUCUACUGGGAUUCUUCUCAUGAGCUUGCAAUGCAAUCUCUCAAGGAAGAAUUUAAAGAAGGCGGCUGGAUUGUAGGUUUGUCAUUCUUUGAGGACGAGACGGACAGACCGUUCAUAGUGUCUACGGAUGUUGGGCCGUGUUCGGUUGGGGGAUUGCUUUCUCAGAAGGAUGCUGAAGGGAAAGAAAGACCAUUGAGGUUCGAGAGCCGAACACUCAACACUGUUGAACGCAACUACAGUCAGUUUAAGAAGGAAGUGUUAGUUGUUCUACGGGGCAAGAACGUUGUGGCCGACGGACUUUCACAGAUCCCAAUUGAGGCGGAACGACCAAUAGCGGUUGCUGCACUAACUUUGGCUGGGCCUAGACGAACGGAUCGCUUCCUAGUCAAUCUUUAUGAAGGUAAGUACCGCACUAUAGGACUGCAUCUGUCAGGAGAGGAAAACACUGAUUCGGACAUCCGGAGACAGGCGGCACAAAACUGCCUUAGAGCUGGGCAUUUGUUUCAUCGACCUGUGGGAGCAGGGAUGCCUCUUCGGGUGAUUUGUGACCCAGAGGAGAAGCAGUCCAUAGUAGCUGAGUUACAUGACGGUGUAGCCGGAGGACAUAGAGGAGUAAAAGGUACAUAUGAGAAAGUUCGCAGACUAUAUUGGUGGGAAGGACAGUACAAGGAUAUCGAGAAGUACUGCGAGACGUGUAAGGAUUGUCAAAAGAGAUCACUUGUCAGAUAUAAAGAGCCACUUCACCCUUCCUAUCCGACUAGACCAGGAGAGAAAGUGCAUAUUGAUCUGGUGAAAAUGCCGAAGGGUGUGGCGAACAUGAACUUAGUGAACAUCAGGGAUGAUUUCACUGGCUUUGUCGAUGGUAAGCCUAUUAGGACGAAGGCCGCAAGAGAAGUCAAGAACUUCGUUCUGGAGUACUUGUCUAGGUACGGGUGUGUCAGUAAGAUUGUGAUAAAUAGAGGAGCGGAGUUCCUAGCAGAUGAGGUACAAAGUGUAUUUAAGAAAGCAGGUGCUAGAGUGUCUAUAGCUACUGCCUAUCAUCCUCAGUCCAACGCGCUUGUAGAGCGGGGCCACCAGUCAUUGAUAGCAUCACUUUCCAAGUGGUGUAGAGGAAAGGAUAGGGACUGGCCGAAGUAUUUCCUAUAUGCGAUAUGGGCAGAUAACGUUACGCUGCGGGCCAGCACUGGGUACCCACCUUACACGCUUUGGUUUGGGAGGCACUGUCCUCUGCCUAUAGAAUUCCACGUCGAUAGUUGGACUAUGGUUGAUUGGGCGGAUAGCAUGACACGAGAAGAGCUGUUAGCCGCUAGGACUAGACAGAUAGCAUACGGAUUGGAGGAUAACCUCAUGACUGCGGCCAAUCGACUGGCAGUAGAAAGAGAAAAGAACAAAGUGAGAUGGGAGAAAGACGUCAAAAUCAAAAAGGAAAAGAUUAAAGUCGGCGAUAUGGUGCUCCUCUUAGGCGCCGCCCUAGAGAGGACAUGAACUGGAAAACUGGCUAACAGAUGGAUGGGGCCCUACCGUGUAGUCGGUGCGUUAUCUUGGGGAGCAUAUAUGAUUGCCGAGCUGGAUGGAUCGAAGUGGAAGGAUCCUGUGGCUGGAGCUAGACUGAAGUUGUUUAAGCCAAGGGAGGUUCCUACUCCUGCACUGAAGCGAUCAGAUCCUACUGGAAAAGGGAAAGCUAAAGUGGCAGAUGAGGGACCGUCGAGACGAUUCAAGGAAGGUGAGAGCUCAAGGAAGAGGAAGAGAGUAGAAACCAGGAAAGUGAAGGGCCUAACACUGGGUAAGAAGAGGAAAUGGGUUUUUGUCCUAUAAAGGCGUAAGAGAAGA
Messenger RNA from Chara braunii, 2929 nucleotides. NCBI's taxonomy places the organism in Eukaryota, Viridiplantae, Streptophyta, Charophyceae, Charales, Characeae. The record is from the annotation of a GenBank genome assembly.